Messenger RNA from Darwinula stevensoni, 2826 nucleotides. NCBI's taxonomy places the organism in Eukaryota, Metazoa, Arthropoda, Ostracoda, Podocopida, Darwinulidae. The record is from the annotation of a GenBank genome assembly.
AUGAUGGUAUUUCUCUACUUCUCCAUCCUCCUCUUCUCCAAGGGUGGGGAUGCAGAAAGAUAUCGUUCCCCUCCCCCCUACCAUGUCCAUGAGAAUUUUGUUUCCCCAACUCUGAUGAAAAUGGACAAGAAGGGAGAUGGUGAUAAUGAAGUGCAUGGCCUGGAUGAUCAGGAUUUUCUGGAUUUAUCAAAUGAUGGCACAGAGGCAGGGGAGCCAAUCAACUGCCAAGGUCAAGUCUUCUAUUGCCAAACUUGCAGAACAACAUGCUCAGGACCUAAGGGUUGGGAAUCUCACAUCAAUGGAUAUAAGCACAGGAAGAAAAGUGCAGCAGUACAUUCAUCAGUGAAGAUGGAUUGGGCACAGCUCUUCAUAUGCCGGCUCUGUGACAUCAAGUGUGUGGGCAACAUCCCAUUUGCUGCUCACAUCAGUGGGCAUAAACAUAAACGGGCUUAUGAACUUCAAAUACAGAGGGGAAGGAAAAUACCAGAAGCCAUUGUGCCAUGGGAUUAUCAGCAUGAUCCCUACUAUACAUCAGGAAAGCCAAUGCUCCCCUUGAGGAAUUUAGGCACAGGAAAGAAGACCAAAAAAGCAAAAUCAACAGCCCAGAAUCUCAAAAUUGUUGAAGGAGACAUCAAAGAUGCUGAGGGUCAGAUGAAGGCUGAUGAUAUGGAUGAUGUUCCUAUUCAAGUGGAAGAUGCAGGAGACCUGGUUCCUGAUGAUGAUGUGGAGGUUGUGGACAUGGAAAUUGAUUCAUCUGCUGAAGAAAAUAACAGGGUAGAGCAAGAAGCCAUGGAAAGCUUGUUUCAAGAGGUUGAAGAUCGGCUUUGUAUGAGUGAGAAGAGCAAGAUCAAUAACCAAGAUGGACGGUAUAACCAACGUGAGAAGCAAUUCUUGCGCUGUCUUCGUGUCAUCCUCAGCUUGGAUGACUUGUUCAAACCUUCCUUGAGACAAAAUAUACGAAAUCUAAUGGCUGCAGCCAAUCACGUACAUGAUAGCAAGAAAGCAUCCUGCCUGGAGUUGCUCUUUGAGUCCAUUGUCAUCAACACUUUGGAAGAAGUAUCUGAAGCUCUGACAGUUGUGAUUGAGAAUUCAAAAUCUAGUGAUCUAGAUUUGGCUGAUGGAUUUGAGAAUCUCAGUGAUGCUGAGGAAGUACUAAUGGAUAUUCAUGAGUUUUGGUCUCUUAUGCGUGAUCUUGAGAAGGAACAUGAGAAGCAGAACAGAUUGCAGUCCAACAAAGAAGCAAAUCUAACUACAGAACAGUCUUCUUCCUAUGCCACCCAGACUGUGCUGAAAAGAAGCUCAGGAGCAGUACCAAAGAAUUGGGAAACCAGUGCACAGAAGGAGCCUCAAAAGCAAGUUGACAUUCAGAAAGUGUUAGCUUCACUAGAACCCAGUUUGCUUAGGGCAAUUGCAAGCAUGAAAGAUCAGAAUCUCUUUCGAUCUAAAGACAGUCAGUCAGAUAUAACCCAGAAAAAACAGUAUUUUAUACCAGCAGCUGGUUCUCUCCUGGAAUCUCACAAAAGGAUUAGUUUGCAGGGGUCCACAUCCAGUCAUUCACUGGAUUCACAGAAGAUCAAAGGACCUCCUAUGUACCAAGUACCAAGCCAAGCCAUUCCAAUCUCAUCAUCAAGUUCAAUUUCACUUCAUGCAAAUCCAUCAGAUGCUUCCCUACAAGAAUUGUCUUCUCCUCCUUCAGCUGCCUUAGAAUCCAGGAGUAAGACUAAUGGACAGGGAUCUAUCUCCAUUCAUCAUAAACAGCAUCAUAUAAAGGCAAGAGAAUCUCCCUUUCAUGGAGCAAAGGAGUCAGAUACGGUGAAUCACCUGAAAUACAUGGCAACUCUCAUAAAACACUGGCCUUCUCUUCCUAUGAAUGUCAGGGUCAAGGUCAUCCAUUCUGUAUCCAUGCUAGAGAAGACUAGUUCAACAGUGUUGGAAGAUAUUGGGUGCAAAAAAUGAUUCCUGUGUCUCUUGUUGGGGUAUUUUUUUUUCAUUUCUCCUUGUGUCUCCCUAUCAUUUUCUAGCUCUUUUAAAUUGUACUGUACUCCUCAUCUUGUGUUCAAGCUUUCUAACAAUUAAUUGUUUGCAUUUUUGUUUCUAGGUCCUUAGAGUGGGCUCUGAUACAGGCAUCUUUGCUUAAGAUGACCAGUAAUCCAACUCUGAUAUGGUUAUGUGAAGUCUGAAUCAUUGGAACCUCAUCAUUGGAAUUACUCUAUUUCUUAUGUUGUAACUUUUUGCUUUUACACACUCUUGAUUGUCUUAUGUCAGAACUUGCAGUGAGUGUUCCAUUUUGUAUAUUCCCUCUUUAUUUUCAGUGUGCCAUUCUUCAUCAUAUUUUUAUUUGCUUACUUCAUUGUCUUAUAGUUGAGUCCCAAAUUUCCUGUUUCUGCUUUGUGCACCUCUGUUGAUCUGAUGAAACUUGAAAAAGCAGCUGAGUCAGCUCAUGAUUGUGAUGUUCAUCAACAUUAAAAUCUUGAUUUCUCUGUCCACCUAUGUGACAGUUCUCAUUUGCAUUCCACUGGCAUUGUAUAGACAUUUAAAUUAUUCUUAUGUAAUUUCCCCCACUCUGAUUCAGAGUUAUUAUAGAUGCUAAAAAAUGAAGCUUGUCUCAUUCCGUAUGCAGGUUGCAAUAUGUUUUUAUGGUGUUCUCUCUCUUGCAGUGAGCUGUGCAUUAACCUGAUAGAUGCAGGGUUGAUUCGCAUUGAUUGCAGUUAUGAGUCAUUUACCUCUACUUCCUUUCCUUCAAUUUUUCCUUGUCUUUGAUGCAGCCUAUCUGUGUUACUCUAUGAAAAGGUGUUUUUAAAUGAAGUUUGCUACUGUAUUGAGGAA